Panicum virgatum (switchgrass) is the source of this 1947-nucleotide messenger RNA. Its product is annotated as probable tRNA-splicing endonuclease subunit Sen2. The transcript has 4 exons. Lineage: Eukaryota; Viridiplantae; Streptophyta; Magnoliopsida; Poales; Poaceae. Gene Ontology annotation, cellular component: tRNA-intron endonuclease complex. Gene Ontology annotation, biological process: tRNA-type intron splice site recognition and cleavage; tRNA splicing, via endonucleolytic cleavage and ligation. The record is from RefSeq and is a predicted model, not a curated record. Gene Ontology annotation, molecular function: tRNA-intron lyase activity; nucleic acid binding. The coding region runs from base 244 to 1158 and encodes 304 amino acids.
GCUAGCCUCACCGCCUCCCCCAAUCCUCCCAAACGGCCAAGCACGAGUCCUAGCAGCCGCCCAGGAAUCCUAGGUCGCCGGGCGCCGGCGGACCCCAGCCCGCCGUGGGCGCAAGGCGGACGGCGACAAGCCACCGACGAGAGCGGCACGCAGGCCAGCGGCCUAGUGCAGGCACGGUGGCCCAGGGCUCAGCGCAGGGCGGCGGGCGGCGGCACUGCAGGAGGCCGCGGUACAACAAAGCUUAUGGAUUUGCCAGGUCCCAGAUGGAAGAGGGGCAAGGAUGGCAAGGACUUCGCGGCGCUCGCAGCAGCCAAUCCCAUGUCAAUGAUAGUUGCCGAGCUCCAAGCUUCUUUGAGAGACUCAAAACCUGUGGCCAUUUUAUCAGGGGAUGGCAAAGACGCGGUUCUUGCUGUUGGAGCACACCAAGCCGCGCUUCUGAACCGUGCAGCCUUUGGCCGGGCUGUGCAAAAUUCAGGAGAUGAGAAGCAAUGGUUCCACCUGGGCCCCGAGGAGAUGUUCUUCCUUUGCCAUGCCCUCAGGUGCAUCACAGUUGAAGCGGAGAACAAGAAGCAGAUGGGUGAAGGGGAGCUGUGGGAUCUCUUGACCUCCACCUCAGAGCCGUUCCCGGAGAUGUACAAGGCGUACGAACACCUUAGGUUGAAAAAUUGGGUUGUAAGGUCAGGAUUGCAGUACGGUGCAGAUUUUGUAGCUUACCGUCACCAUCCAGCACUUGUUCACUCAGAGUUUGCAGUAAUCGUAGUUCCAGAAGGAAAAAUGUUUGGUGCUCGAUGUGGCCGCAUGAAGGUGUGGCCUGAUCUACUCUGCGCACUUCGGGCUUCUGGAAGUGUGGCCAAGACAUUACUUUUUCUGACCAUUAGCACCCAGAACUGUGAGCUGAGAUCGUCUGAUUGUUUGGAACAGCUGAUUGUUCAUGAGAGGAUGAUCAACAGAUGGAUACCGCAGCAGUGGCGUGAGCAACAAGACAAACCGCGCAGAGAAGAAGCCAACAGGGAUGAGCAAAGACAAAAACAGUGCAGAGAAAAAGCAAUUAGGGAAGAACAAGAGGAUACAAGGGUUGGUUUAUUAUUUAGCUAUUGGGGUGUAGUACUAGGCUUUACAGUUCUUUCUAGCUUACUUGUCUACAAACUCAAACUUUGACUGAAGAGCUUAAUAUUUCUGUAUACUCAUGUUGGUAAACGGGAAUUUUCUGCCCUAUUGAAUCCUAUGAUCGUACUUUGUGAUCCUCCUUGAGGUUUCUAGAUAUCCAGGCUAAUAUCAUCGUCUGACUGCACUUCACUGCAGAUUGCAUAAUAUGUGUAUUAUUAUUUCUGGGUAAGCGUAUUAGGCCUUCAAGACUGCUAUGACAUUUAUGCACUCUGGUGGCAUAGAAAACUUCUAUCUGCAUCACCGACACCACUGGAGCAUGUUGAAAAAAUGAGAUGACAAAUCUGCUUACAGUAUAUAGUUUAAUUGGCAUCAUUUUGGGGAUUUAUAUAGUCAAGAAGGUGACUAGGGAAAGACUGACAUUCACAAUUGCAUCUGCUUCAUCUCUAUUUAUUUGAGGCUCCCAGCUUUUUUGUGUAUGAUGCCUACUCUAUCUGGUACCGGAGGGGCAGGUCUCCCCUAGUUCGUGCGUCGGGCAUGGCAUCUGGCUCAAGCACAUUGGUCAGGAACGCGAGCCUGCCAUUCUUAGUGCACCCCAUCCAUGUUCCUCCACCAAGCACAUCCCUGCCUCCAAGAAUCAUCUUUGAGCCUUUCUCCCCACCAUCCUACUGCCUUUGUAGGCCUACAUUAGUUCGUCGGAACAACAGAGAAGCUCUGAGCACUGAACACCCAGCAUUGUUGUUUUGCAGUGAGCAACCUGUCUAUUGGUUUCUCUAACAGCAUUUUCUUUACGAGAACUGAUUGAACAAUAUUAGCAUACAUGUCAGUGAAGUUUGCAUCGCA